Messenger RNA from Lachancea meyersii CBS 8951, 5649 nucleotides. The record is from the annotation of a GenBank genome assembly. NCBI's taxonomy places the organism in Eukaryota, Fungi, Ascomycota, Saccharomycetes, Saccharomycetales, Saccharomycetaceae.
AUGGCCGAUCAAGCUUAUGAUCGCUCAAGUGCCAUGGAACUGCGAAUAGUUCCCGAAAGCUCGCCAGAAAAAGCUGAAAGCUCAAGCCCAAAUCCCAGUGCUACAGGUAGCUUCAGUAACACGGCAACUGAGAGCCAUGGGACAAGAGGCAGGCCUCACUUUAGGAAACAGUAUUCCAUGGGGGGGUUCGGUUCACCUAGCUCAAGUGUGCAGGCACAUGGGGCUCUGGAACGGUCCAGGGAAGCCACUAAAAAGGGUGGGCACAAGGGCUUCCACAAUCCGAUAUCUUUUCACUCCCCAGACGACCCGAUCCCGCCAUUCUCACAUCCCAUUAAGCCCCGUAUUCCACGGCUGAGUCGAACUAGUAGCAACGGCUCGAUUCUUUCAGCAUCGCAGGGGCAGUCGGGGCCACCACAACAACAGCGUAAAGGAUCCCGCGCUGGAUCGCUUUUCAAAAAGUUGACAGGCAUGAAGAUAACCUCAGCUAAUACGUCCGAACCUUCCGAUCAGGAAUCGGGCUCAAACAACCCAACAUCACAGCAGCCAGGAAUUCGUCGUAAAAUGAGCACUUUCAUUCACGGGAAUAACGGACAACCCGAGUGGCAUGUACACAGCAAUUCUGGCGACAAUGAAUCCAGCAACACAGAUGCUUUCUUCAAAGCUGGCAAAGCAUUUCUUACCUCAGGAGCUAAUAGCAGACGCGGAUCUGCAGCUAGUGCUGCUGCAAGCGGAAUGACCUCCCCAAGCGGAAACAACUCCCCGAAAAUUCGGCAUGUCACCUCGGGAAGUAAUCCUCCGACGUCUGCAAUUUCAAACAGCGCAUCCGAGGAUCCAAAAGUUGUGUCGCGUAAUCAGCUAUCAGACUCUUCAGAAAGUCCCGAACGCGGAUCGAGAAACGAGCUUACCAGAAGCGCGAGUUACUUCCUGUUGGAUACCGACCUUAACAACGUGUCUGAUAUAACAAACACGAUCGGAAAUUCAGCGAACGAAAAGGGAAUGUCAACUAAUAACGGAAUCAGCCCUAAGGUGCCUGCUAAGUCGAAAAACAUCACGAAAGCACCAUUGAUUGAUACUGAAAAGGAUACAGUCCAUGAAGCCCCACACUCAAAGGCGCAAUGGAUAGCGCCAGAAAGCUGGGACAUUGAUGAAGAGACCAGCAAGCCGUUAGUGUCGAAAUCAAGACGCAGAACAUAUCGCGGUCAAAGCAAGACUCGGUCGAAGGGCCCUCCUGGAUCACAAAUGGACCGUAACAGGGCAGGUAAGAUGGCAAUAGAUGUGGCUAACGCAAAGAAAGAUCAGGGCUUUAAGUUAAAUCCGCUAACAGAGGCUACGAAUCGAGACCAUUCCGCUUUGAAUUUAUCUCCUGACCUUAACAGAAGCUCUGCAGCCUCUACCAGUAGUGUUAGCACGGCUAGUAAAUCUCAGGAUUUAAGUGAAGCUACUUUUUCGACGAGCGACUACGAGGACGACGCUGUGGAUGAGGAGAGAAUGAAUAUUGAUUCGGUCGACUCUUUACAAGCCUUGGAAUCAAAUGCAAUGAAAAAAGAUGAGGCGUUUGACAAGGCGGGAUUCGAGCUGGAGAGAUACUAUAAUGAUUUCAGCGACAUGGACUCGACAAGGCGAUAUGCUAUCCGAAUUUUCAACACUGACGACACUUUUACUACCUUAUCCCUCACACCGAACACUUCGGUGCAGGAAAUGAUACCACAGCUGAAGCGAAAAUUCAAUGCGGGGCAAGGGAAUUUUCAGGUCUCUCUCAAAGUGGCGAAGGUCUUGAAAGUACUUUCUCCGACUGCACGGCCUAUACUAAUACAGCGUAAGCUGCUGCUCUUAAAUGGCUAUUUGAAGAGCGAUCCCCUAUAUAUCAUGGGGAUCGAGGACCUGAGUUAUGUUUUCAAUUUUAUAUUCCACCCUGUGGCGACCUCCCAUCUAACUCAUGAACAAGAACAGAGACUCUCGAGGGGUGAUUUUGUUCAUGUUGACUUAAGAAGUAUGAACUUAACAACACCUCCGAUCAUAUUCUAUCAGUACACGCCUAAUAUUGAAAGUCUAGACUGCUCAAACAAUGCUAAUAUAUUUUUGCCCCUGGAUUUCAUUGAGAGUGCAAUUAAGCUAUCGAGCUUGCGAAUGAUGAACAUCAGAGCCUCCAGAUUCCCUCCUAAUAUCACAGAAGCUCAUAAGUUGGUUUCUCUAGAUCUCGAAAGGAACCUAAUCAGGAGAAUACCGCCAUCGAUAUCGAACCUAGGAGAGCUCACAAUACUAAAUCUGCAGUGUAAUGCUUUGGAUAGACUUCCUAUGGGCUUUGCGGAGCUGAAGAACCUUCGGCUGCUCGAUAUCUCCUCCAAUAACUUUGCCAAAUUUCCUGAAGUUAUUACGAGUUGUACAAACCUGCUGCAGAUUGAUUUAUCAUAUAACAAGAUUCAGACUAUUCCAAGCUCGGUCAAUCAGUUGACUAAGCUGGCUAAAAUGAAUGUUGCUCAAAACAAGCUUACAGACGUUAGUGAGAUGUCUAAGUUGGUGAAUCUGAGAACUCUCAAUUUGAAAUAUAACCGUUUGACUACCCUUAAACUCAACAACCCAAACCUGCAAAACCUGUCUUUAUCCAAUAACCGUAUCAGCGUGUUUGAGGACAAACUAUCAAGGCUAAAAACACUUGAAAUUCAAGAAAACCCCAUCACGUCAAUUGCGCAUGAAGGUGAAUAUCUCGUCAACCUGGUUGCCUUGUCCUUGAACAAAGCCAAGUUGGCUAGUCUGCCUUCAGAACUUCUGUCCAAGCUCCCUAGACUUGAAAAGCUCGAGGUAAAUGAGAACAACCUGACCCAAAUUCCUCCUGAGAUCAGCAAACUGACAAAGCUCGUGUAUUUUUCAGCUGCGAGAAACAAGUUAGAGAGCAUUCCAGAGGAAAUUUGCGAACUCAAGUCCCUCAAAACGUUAGAUAUUCAUUCCAAUAACUUGAGCAACCUUGUGAAGGGGCUGGGAAAGAUGGAAUUGACAUACUUCAACGUGUCAUCGAAUUUGCUCGGAAAUACCAUCAAUAUCCAGGAGAUUCUUCUCAAUAGGCGAGACUCUGCGCUUUCUAAAAGUUUAUUGUUUCUCAGCAUGGCGGAUAACAAUUUGGGAAAUCAAUUUUGGACGUUGUUGAACAUGUACGAAAACUUGAAAACCUUGAAUUUGUCCUACAAUAAUUUUAGCGAUCUUUCACCAUUCAUGCUGCAGAACUUGACCGAGCUCUAUUUAUCGGGUAACAAUUUGGUUUCUCUUCAGGGUGACACAGUUUUGAGAUGGAUGUCCCUAAAAGUGUUGAUGUUAAACUCCAACAGCUUACUUUCCCUGCCAUCUGAGCUGUCGAAGCUCACUCAACUCAACGUUUUAGAUGUCGGAUCCAACGAACUGAAGUAUAACAUCUCUAAUUAUCACUAUGAUUGGAACUGGGGCAACAAUAAAGAACUGCGCUACCUCAAUUUUUCAGGCAAUAAGAGGUUUGAGAUCAAAUCUGCCUUAGACCUCGAAAGUAAGAGAGAUUUAUCUGAUUUGACUGUUUUGAAAGAGCUCAGAGUUCUGGGCUUAAUGGAUGUCACUUUGAAGACCUCGAAGGUACCGGACGAAGGAGUAAAUCUUCGGUUGAGGACCACAGGCUCUACUUUGAAUGGCAUGAAGUAUGGUGUGGCCGACACUUUGGGUCAGAAAGAUUCUGUAACAGCUAGGGAUGUGACUUUUGAGAGAUUCCGAGGAAAUGAAGAUGAAUGUUUGAUAUGUCUUUACGAUGGUAAAAAGGAGAAUGUCAGCACGGGCCACAACAUGUCGAAGAUUAUUAGGGACAAUUUUCACAAGAUCUUUAUUCGGCAGCUUGAAAAGUAUGGGGAAAACUCAGAUGGUAUAAAGAACGCUCUGCGUUUUAGCUUCCUUCAAUUGAAUAAGGAGAUAAACGGCAUGCUAAAUUCUGUCGAGAAUGAUGGUGGAAACAACAGCCUCACCUCGGCAGAUUUGCUAAGUGGUUCAUCUGCAACAGUCGUCUAUUUGAAAGGAAAAAUCGUAUACACAGCGAACAUUGGGGACACAAUGGCUAUUCUGUCGAAAAGCAAUGGUGAUUUCAAAAUCCUGACCAAGCUUCAUGUUCCGUCAAAGGGAGAAGAGUACGAGCGUAUUCGCAUCUCAGGUGGUUAUGUGAACAAUCAGAAGCUGGAUGGAGUUUCAGAUGUUUCAAGAGCAGUCGGUUUUUUUGACCUAUUGCCUCACAUCCAUGCCUCACCUGACAUUUCGGAGCUGCAUUUGGCCGCAACUGACGAUUUGCUAGUCAUCGCCACUAACAAGCUGUGGGAGUACGUUGAUUAUCAAACCGCCUGUGACAUUUGUAGGGAAAACAAGGAAGAGCCAAUGCGUGCUGCAGAAAUGCUCAAGGAUUACGCUAUAUCGUUUGGCUGUGUGGAAAACAUGACCAUUCUUUGUUUAUCCUUGGAUAAGUCAAGCCCCAGCCAGACCAAUUUCAUGCUCAACAAGAGUGACUUGGUAUCUAGGCGAAGCACAUUUGAAGAUUCGACGCUAAGGAGGCUAAGUCCAGAAAUAGCACCACCCACAGGAAAUUUGGCGAUGGUCUUUACUGACAUUAAAAAUUCGACAUUUUUGUGGGAGCUUUUUCCAAAUGCAAUGAGAAGUGCCAUCAAAACUCAUAACGAUGUUAUGCGCCGUAAUUUACGUAUCUUUGGGGGCUACGAAGUCAAAACAGAGGGAGAUGCAUUCAUGGUUGCAUUCCCAACACCAAUAAGCGCAUUGGUAUGGUGUCUAAGCGUACAGUUGAAAUUACUUGAAGCUGAAUGGCCCGAGGAAAUAACCUCAAUACAAGGAGGAUGUCUAAUUAGUGAUUCAGAGAACCGAAAAAUGUAUUUCGGUUUGUCAGUCAGAAUGGGUAUUCACUGGGGCUGCCCUGUACCUGAAUUAGACUUUGUGACGCAACGUAUGGAUUAUCUUGGUCCAGUUGUUAAUAAAGCAUCGAGAGUAUCAGGUGUUGCAGACGGUGGUCAGAUAACAAUGAGCAGCGAUUUCUGUUCAGAGUAUCAUAAGAUUAUGACACUGCAUGAGCGGGUGGUUAAAGACCAUCUUUCCUUGAAAGAAGCAUACGGGGAGUCUCUGAUCGGAGAAAUUUUAGAAAAGGAAAUUCAUUUACUGGACGGUAUGGGUUGCGUUUUUGAAGAGCUCGGGGAAAAGAAGCUGAAAGGGCUGGAAUCUAUUGAGUAUAUUACAAUUGCAUAUCCUCUGGCCUUGGCUUCCCGUCAUAAUCUUGUUGCUAGUGAGACUGAUGCAGGGAUCAUAGAUACCGAAACUUUGUUCAAGCUACGGAGUACAUCGAACAAGCUUGAAACCUUAUCAUCUUUGUUGAAUGGCUCACUCAUCGAGAAAGACCUCGCGAAGCUUACUUGUUUCACUGAUUUCGACCAGAAAACCACUGCGGCAGUGUCACAAUCAUGUACAGAGAUGGAUCGGAUCGCUUUCUUGGACCAUAUUGUCACAAGACUGGAGGCCGUGGUAGCGACUUUUCAGAUUCGUCAGCGACUGGAGGGCUCAUUGAAAACAGCCAAAACACAUGAAAAUGGAGGCGGUAAAUCAAUUUUCGAAUUGGUGGAUCAAUUGAUCGAUGCAACAAAUGGUAAAUAA